UUCCUCCUUCACUUGGUUGGACGCCACACCACGUCCCACCAGCCCCUGGACUGUGGUGUCCAGUGCACAUCUGGCCACCAUGGGGGCCCCGGAGCCCUCCUGGUGCCUUCUGUUCCUUCCUGUCCUCCUGACUGUGGGAGGAUUAAGUCCCGUACAGGCCCAGAGUGACACUUUCCCAAGAUGCGAAUGCUCUUCCGUGAGCCCGGGGGUGCUGGCUGGGAUUGUGCUGGGUGACUUGGUGUUGACUCUGCUGAUUGCUCUGGCUGUGUACUCUCUGGGCCGCCUGGUCUCCCGAGGCCGAGGGACCACAGACGGUGAGUGGGGCUGGUGGAGGACUGGCAUCGGGAACUACACGUGCAAGGGCCCUGGGGAGCUUCAGGGUCAGAGGCCAGAAGUAUACAGUGACCUCAACACACAGAGGCAAUAUUACAGAUAAGCUCGCCCUAUGCCCAUCAGCAACCUGAUGCCUGGAUCCAGUCAUUCCAGAUGCCUACUCAACAAGCCCUCCCUGGGAUCAGGACACCCCCUGGAAUACAGAUCCACAGAGUGCCUCCCUGAGAUAUCUGACCUCGUACCAUUUCUGUCCCCAAAUAAAAGACGGAGCAAAAACAA
Mastomys coucha (southern multimammate mouse) is the source of this 612-nucleotide messenger RNA. RefSeq names its product transmembrane immune signaling adaptor TYROBP (gene Tyrobp). Gene Ontology annotation, cellular component: cell surface. Lineage: Eukaryota; Metazoa; Chordata; Mammalia; Rodentia; Muridae. The record is from RefSeq and is a predicted model, not a curated record. The transcript has 5 exons. Gene Ontology annotation, molecular function: signaling receptor binding. The coding region runs from base 80 to 436 and encodes 118 amino acids. Gene Ontology annotation, biological process: microglial cell activation involved in immune response; negative regulation of B cell proliferation; positive regulation of macrophage fusion.